AUGCUUCCGCCACAGGUGGCAAACGCACCAAAACAUGCGGCACCUUUGGAGCCUUCCAUCAGGCUCAGGGGCGCAGCCUGCACAGCUUCUCUUCGGGGUGAGCCCAUGCGACGCAGCUGGGCGGCUGGCGCUGCCAUUGGAGUAGCCAUGGCCAGGAGAUCCGGAAGAAAGAAUCGGCUACUGACAGCUCAGACACUGAAGCUUCAGCCACUGCGGUCCUCCUAUUCCAAUGGCCCAGGGGAGGAGAAGCGCAAGGUUCUCGCUGUGGUUGGCUUGGGCAAUGUGGGUAGCCGAUAUGUGGGAACCAGGCACAAUAUCGGCUUCGCUGCGGUAGAUGCAAUUGCGUCUCAUUUGCUGGAGGAUCCUGCAGCAAAGUGGUUCUUCCAAGAUGACAUUUGGCAUGGAGCAUUUGGAGGCAAUGUUUUGCAACUGGCCCGAAAAUCGAAAGAUCAGCUCGCUGACACUGCAUUUACCGACCUGGUCUUGUUCAAACCCGCAUCAAUGAUGAACAGUUCUGGGGGUCCGGUGUUGGAACUAGUGCAAGGCUAUCAGAUCAGCGAAGAGAACUUGGUGGUAAUUUAUGAUGACUUGGACUUGGAUGUAGGUCGCCUGCGCUUGCGCAAGUCUGGAUCUGCAGGAGGGCAGAAUGGUGUGAAGUCUAUUCAAGCACAAGGCCUGAAGAACUUCCUACGGAUGCGUUUAGGUAUUUCUCGGCCUCCCAAGAGUGAAGGCCGAAAUGCAGUGGUUAGUCACGUCUUGGGGCAAUUCCAAGCCGAGGAGAUGGACCAAACACAAAUGGCCCUGCGCAUGACCACAGAGGCAGUCAAGGAUCUUGCGGAUGGGGUGACCAUUGACAAUGUCAUGAACAAGUUCAACAAGUCCUUGGUCGUAGCGGAAUAG
This is a messenger RNA of Durusdinium trenchii, 900 nucleotides long. Lineage: Eukaryota; Dinophyceae; Suessiales; Symbiodiniaceae. The record is from the annotation of a GenBank genome assembly.